Messenger RNA from Rotaria sordida, 1302 nucleotides. The record is from the annotation of a GenBank genome assembly. Lineage: Eukaryota; Metazoa; Rotifera; Eurotatoria; Philodinida; Philodinidae.
AUGAUGUUACAACAAGGUUUUAUUAUUCUCCUCAUAAUAUUUUUUUUGACUGGAAAUAUUCAAGGUCAAUUUCGUCGUCUAUUAUAUCCAAAUGGAAAACAAUACGUUAUUAAAUCAAAUGAUGAUCCUGGUGAACCUUUAUUUCUUACACCAUAUCUUGAACAAGGUAAAAUUGAAGAAGCAAGACAAUUAAGUUCUGUUGAAUUACCACCAUAUAAACAACAAUCAUUUUCUGGUUAUUUAACUGUUAAUAAACAAUAUAAUUCUAAUAUGUUUUUUUGGUUUUUUCCUACACAAAAUGGUGAUAAAAAUGCUCCUGUACUUCUUUGGCUUCAAGGUGGUCCUGGUGCACCAUCACUUUUUGGUUUAUUUAAUGAACAUGGUCCUAUACAAGUUAAUGAUGAUGGAAAUUUAGCAGAACGACCUAUAACAUGGAAUUCAUUGUAUAAUCUUUUAUAUAUUGAUAAUCCAGUUGGUACAGGUUAUAGUUUUACAUCCAAUGAUGAUGGUUAUGCUCGUUCAGAAGAUGAUGUUGCACGUGAUCUUUAUUCAGCAUUAACACAAUUCUUUCAAAUUUAUACUGAUUAUGCAUCAAAUCCAUUUUAUGUUACAGGUGAAAGUUAUGGUGGUAAAUAUGUACCAUCAAUAGGAUAUAAAAUUCAUGUUGAAAAUCAAAAUCCACAAGUUAAAGUUAAAAUUAAUUUAGUUGGACUUUCAAUGGGAAAUGGAUGGACAGAUCCGUAUAGGCAAUAUGUAUAUGGACCAUUACUUUAUCAGAUUGGUUUAAUUGAUGAUAAUCAAUUAUUUUAUAUCAAUCUUCAAUCAGAUUUAGUUCGUUAUGCAAUUAGUCAAAAACGUUUUUCUGAUGCAUUUACUAUAUCGGAUUCAUUAAUUGAUGGUGAUCUUAUUAAUACAACAUCAUAUUUUACAAAUGUAACAGGUUUACGAGCUUAUUAUAAUUAUUUACAAACGGAUGUUUCUUCAUCAAUAUCAAAUUAUGUUAAAUUUAUUACAAAUAUUGAUCGUCGUCGACAAAUUCAUGUUGGAAAUUUAACAUUUCAUGAAGAUAAUAAAGUUGAAUUAAUGCUUAUAAAUGAUGUUUUUCAAAGUAUACCAUCAGAACAAUUAACAAUACUUUUUAAUAAUUAUAAAAUUCUUAUUUAUAAUGGUUUAUUAGAUAUAAUUUGUGCUGAAAGUUUAACAUUAAAUUGGAUUGCUGAUUUACAAUGGUCUCAUUCAAAUGAAUAUAAAAAUACAAGUCGAUAUAUAUGGAAACUUCUAUUCGAAAUGCUGGACAUUUAG